Molecule: messenger RNA, 1813 nt
Organism: Polistes canadensis
Lineage: Eukaryota; Metazoa; Arthropoda; Insecta; Hymenoptera; Vespidae
Product: forkhead box protein D5-A-like
Exons: 1
Coding region: 974-1813 (279 amino acids)
Biological process (GO): cell differentiation; anatomical structure morphogenesis; regulation of transcription by RNA polymerase II
Molecular function (GO): DNA-binding transcription factor activity, RNA polymerase II-specific; RNA polymerase II cis-regulatory region sequence-specific DNA binding
Source: RefSeq, a predicted model, not a curated record
GGAUAGAAAUCGAAUGCGCUGUGAAUUUUCUCGCAGUCGUAAACGUCGCAAAAACAAUAAUCAAAAGUCAAGAAUACGACAGACGCCGCCAUCAUAGAUCUUAUCAAUAAUCAAAGAUUUGAACUUAACGUAGCUCGAUCGGGUAAUUGUUCUUAUUGAUUUCAUUUAAUCCGACUAAUUUUGUACUAAUAAAAACGAAAGGGAGAAACGCGAAUACGUAAAUAACGAUUACUCCCUAUGAUGUGCUUCGAGAUAUUAUUCUAAAAUCGGUCGGCUUAAAGGAGAGCAGUAAAUCGUCGCGGUUUUUUGGAAGAGACAAGGCUCUCCCUCGUUUAUCUUUCUGUUUUUCGAGAAGAUGCCGAACAUAGUUUGAAUACGUUAGCCUUCAUCCAUAUCCAUCCAUAUCCACUUUGAUUUGUCUCUUGUAAUUCUUUUCAUAUCAUACAAGCAUCGGGUACAUAAUAAAAGGAGUCAAAAGAAAAUACAGGUCGUUGGCGUGUUGGAAAAUUUUUUCAAAGCAACGUCCCCCUGCUGUUUGCGACGCAAGGGAGAAGAAGAAGAAGAAGAAGAAGAGUUUCCAAGAAAGCGAACGCCUUCUCGGUAUAAUUACCACAACUGCGUUUACAUAUUGGCUCGGUAACUGGCGGCGUGGGUGUUAGAAGAGCAUAUGUGUAAACAGUAAUAAAACAUGUUAGUCGUGGGGCUCCUGGACCGAUCCAAAGCGUCCACCUCCUUCUCAUCGUCAGCGAACACCAAACGAGAACGUUCCUUGAAAAGCUGCGAUGGGCGGGGCUGGACCAACCUCUAAGAUCUCUCCCUGUCAAAUUAAAGACCCUAAAGAGCUUAGAAGAAUCAGCUGAACGAGUCGGAGAUCGCGGAAAAGCCAGUCUCGCGCGAACGACGUGCUGGCACGUUAAACGUUUUACCUUCGAUGUAGAAAGAGAAAGAGAGAUAAAGAGAUAUCAAACGAUCAAUGAUGGAAUCAAAUGGGAAUUUUGUAUUAACGAGAAAUCCAAGAUUCCAUUUGGAAUUGUCGGGGAACAACAAUUUUGCCAAUUGGACUACAGAAAUCUUACCAACGAUCUGCACUUUAUCAAGCGAAUAUUACUACAAUUUUCCCGGGGUCCCGGAAAUGUUGAGAUUGGAGACUACUCGAACAUCUACCAGCACGAACAUGAACAGUCCUCGCCAUCUCUCCUGUUGGACUUUACCUCUGAUCGGUUACAAAGUAAACACCAGCUCGCCUCGUUACGAGAAACCACCCUAUUCAUACAUAGCUUUAAUAGCUAUGGCUAUUAAUUCGUCACCGAAACAAAGACUUACUCUAUCCGGUAUCUACAAGUUCAUCAUGGAGAGGUUCCCUUAUUACAGAGAAAAUCGACAGGGUUGGCAAAAUAGUAUUCGACAUAAUCUCAGUUUGAACGAUUGCUUCGUCAAGAUACCACGCGACAAGAGUAAUCCCGACGAAGACGAAGAACAUGGGGGGACAGCAGGUAAAGGCAGUUAUUGGUGUCUCGACCCAUCCGCCAAUGAAAUGUUCGAGCAUGGUAAUUACAGGCGUAGGAGAACUCGCAAACAACGAGCCUUUUUACAGAGUCAAGAGGAAUCCCGAAGAUCUCUUUUACAACUUUUAGACGAUGAUCGAGGAAAUAUCGAAAGAUGGUGCGAUACCGUUGAGAUUCGGAACACAGAGAACAACGUAGAGAAGGAGAAGGAAGUGGAUUACGCGAGUGGUUCGGAACGUUGCGUUAAAUCGACCAUGUUUACGAUCGAUAAUAUUUUAAGGAAAGCAACACCCGAGGCUAAAAGUUAA